This is a messenger RNA of Macadamia integrifolia, 3953 nucleotides long. Its product is annotated as ABC transporter C family member 3-like. Gene Ontology annotation, biological process: transmembrane transport. NCBI's taxonomy places the organism in Eukaryota, Viridiplantae, Streptophyta, Magnoliopsida, Proteales, Proteaceae. Gene Ontology annotation, molecular function: ATP hydrolysis activity; ATP binding; ABC-type transporter activity. The transcript has 10 exons. The record is from RefSeq and is a predicted model, not a curated record. Bases 16 to 3786 code for a protein of 1256 amino acids. Gene Ontology annotation, cellular component: plant-type vacuole; vacuolar membrane.
UUUACCUUCUCUUGGAUGGGACCUUUGCUUACACUUGGAUACAGAAAAACAUUAGACCUUGAAGAUGUUCCUCAGCUUUCCAAUUAUCAUAGUGCCAAUGUGGUCUUCGCUCAUUUUAGAAACAAACUUGAAUCUAAUGGUAAUGGCAGUGGUAAAGUUAGCAUACUCGAGCUGGUGAAGGCAUUGAUCCUCUUAACAUGGAAAGAAAUUCUAUGGACAGCUUUACUAUCCUUUGUAUGCACAAUGACUUCUUAUGUUGGACCAUAUCUUAUUAAGACCUUUGUUCAAUAUCUCAACAGCCCUCACCAACUAACAUAUAAAGGUUAUGCACUAGUUUUUAUUUUCUUUCUUUCAAAGUUCAUAAGGUGCAUAUCAGAAAGACACUUGUUCUUUCAAUUGCGAAAUAUGGCAAUUAGGGUCCGUUCUGCCUUGUUCUCAAUAAUCUAUAGGAAGUGUCUCAAGCUUUCAAGCCAAUCAAAGCAGGGCCACACUAGUGGGGAGAACAUUAAUUUAAUGAGUGUUGAUGUUGAAAGGAUUGGGUUUUUUAGUUGGACAUUGCAUGAUAUAUGGAGGGUGCCUCUUCAGAUUAUUCUAGCAUUGUGGAUCUUGUAUAAGAGUCUUGGGCUUGCUUCACUUGUAGCUUGUGUUGCCACAAUGAUUUUGAUGUUAUUGAAUAUUCCAUUAGGAAAACUACAAGAAAAAUUUCAAAAGAAAUUGAUGGAUUCAAAAGAUCAAAGGAUGAAAGUGACAUCUGAGGCUCUAAGGAAUAUGAGGAUUCUCAAGCUCCGAGGUUGGAAUAUGAAGUUCUUAGCUAAGAUAAUUGAGCUCAGAAGCUUUGAAACAAGAUGGUUAAAAAAGUUACUUUAUACUACAUCAGCUAUUUAUUCCUUUAUCUACUCUUCCGCUCCUCUGUUUGUAUCCAUGGCUACCUUUGGGUUUUGUAUGCUAAUUGGAAUUCCAUUAGGGUCGGGGAAUAUUUUGUCUGCACUUGCAACAUUUGAGAUAUUGCAAUUACCCAUUUAUAAUCUCCCAAACACAAUCUCAAUGGUAGUUCAAACUAAAAUUUCUCUUGACAGAAUAACCUCAUACCUUUGUCUUGAUGAUCUUCAUUUGAAUAUGAUACAGAACCUUCCAAGAGAUGGUGACAAGGUUGCAAUUGAAAUAUUCCAUGGGAAUUUUUCUUGGGACCUUUCUUCUCGCAGCCACACAUUAAAAGAUCUUAAUAUUCGAGUGUAUCAUGGUAUGAGAGUGGCUAUUUGUGGUUCUAUUGGAUCAGGUAAGUCAAGCCUACUUUCAUGCUUAUUGGAUGAAGUGCCAAAGGUAUCUGGAAUUAUGAAGUUGAAUGGGACGAAGGCUUACGUUGCACAAUCACCUUGGAUACAAAGUGGUAAGAUAGUAGACAAUAUAUUGUUUGGUAAAGAAAUGGAUAUGGAAAGGUAUGAGAUGAUCCUUGAAGCAUGUUCACUAAACACAGACCUAGAACUAUGUCCAUUUGGGGAUCAGACUAUCAUAGGGGAGAGGGGAAUUAACCUGAGUGGUGGGCAAAAGCAAAGAAUUCAGAUUGCACGUGCUUUAUACCAUGAUGCUGAUAUUUAUCUGCUUGAUGAUCCUUUUAGUGCUGUGGAUGCUCAUACAGGAACUCAUCUAUUUAAGGAGUGCUUGCUAGGAAUUUUGAGUUCAAAAACAGUAAUUUAUGUUACCCACCAAGUAGAGUUUUUAUCUUCUGCUGAUCUUAUCUUGGUUAUGAGAGAUGGGAAGAUUGUUCAAGAAGGAAAAUAUAAAGAAAUUUUUAGUUCAGGAACUGACUUUAUGGAAUUAGUGGGUGCACAUAAAAAGGCUUUGGCAGACCUUAAUUCUGUCAAGAGUAAGGCUGCUUUAGAUAAUUUAAUUAAUGGUGAGGAAGACGAUAAUAAGUUAUCCAAUGAGGAGUCUAUUCAAGAUGAUGAGGAAAAGAAAACCAAAAACUACAAAACAGAAAAAUUGGAUGGGUCAGAAGGGCAGCUUGUCCAGGAAGAAAAGAGAGAAAAGGAUGGAGUUAGUUUUUCAGUCUACUGGAAUUACGUCACUGCAACAUAUAGGGGGGCUUUUGUACCAUUGAUAAUAUUGGCACAAAUUCUUGUUAAGGUUCUCCAAAUAGUUAGUAGUUACUGGAUGGUAUUGGUUACUCCCGUUGCAGAGGAUGUGAGACCUCAUGAUAGCCAAUCCACUAUCAUCUUUGUUUAUGUUGCUUUGAUCCUUGGAAGUUCUCUUUUUGUACUUAUAAGGUCCAUGCUCAUUGUAACUGCUGGAUACAAGACAUCCACUUUGCUCUUUAACAAAAUGCAUUGGUGUAUUUUCCGUGCUCCCUUGUCAUUUUUCGAUUCUACUCCAAGUGGAAGGAUCCUAAAUCGGGUAUCCAUAGAUCAAAGUGCAGUUGAUACUUCUAUUCCAAUCCAAAUUGAAGAACUUGUUAUCUCGAUCAUAGGAUUCCUGGGAACUGUUGCAGUAAUGUCACAAGUUGCAUGGAAAAUGUUAAUAAUUUUUAUUCCGAUGAUUGUGACAUGCAUCUGGUAUCAGCAUUACUAUAUAUCUGCAGCAAGAGAACUAUCACGACUAUUCGGAGUAUGUCAGGCUCCAAUUAUACAACAUUUUUCUGAAUCUUGUUUAGGUUCAACCACUAUUAGGUGCUUCAAUCAAGAAGAGAGGUUUAUGGACACAAACCUCAAGUUAGUAGAUGGUUAUGCUCGGCCAAAAUUUCAUUUUUCUGGUGCAAUGGAGUGGUUAUGCUUUCGCAUGGAUAUGUUGGCAUCCGUUACAUAUGCUAUCUCUUUAUUUUUUCUGAUCUCAGUGCCAAAGGGAUCACUCAAUCCUGGUGUUUUAGGUUUAGCAGUCACAUAUGGGCUUGGUUUCAGUUUAUAUGGUGUUGUAUGGGAUCUUAACCAACUUCAGACUAAAAUUAUAUCUGUUGAGAGAAUACUACAGUACACUUGCAUCCCUAGUGAACCCUCCCUGCUAGGAGAAGAAAAUAGGCCAGGUCAUGAUUGGCCAUCACAAGGGAAAGUUGAUAUUGUUGAUCUACAGGUCCGAUAUGCCCCACAACUUCCUUUUGUCUUGCGAGGUAUCACAUGCACUUUCCCAGGAGGAAUGAAGAUUGGCAUCGUUGGACGAACAGGAAGUGGUAAAUCAACUCUCGUACAAGCUCUCUUCCGUGUACUUGAACCUACAAUCGGUCAGAUUUGGAUAGAUGGUAUCAAUAUCUCUAAAAUUGACCUUCAUGAGUUGCGGUCAAGAUUGAGCAUCAUCCCACAGGACCCAACAAUGUUUGAGGGGACUCUAAGAAGUAAUCUUGACCCACUCGAAGAAUACAGUGAUAAAGAGAUAUGGGAGGCUUUAGAUAGAAUCCAGCUUGGUGAUGAAGUCAGAAAGAAGAAAGGGAAGCUUGAGUCUGCAGUGACUGAGAAUGGAGAGAAUUGGAGCAUGGGUCAAAGGCAGCUAGUCUGUUUAGGGCAGGCACUACUCAAGAGGAGUAAAGUGCUAGUACUUGAUGAAGCUACAUCAUCAGUGGAUACUGCGACCGACUAUCUAAUUCAACAAACGCUUAGGAUACACUUCUCAGGCUCCACUGUCAUCACAAUUGCACAUAGGAUAACAUCAAUGCUUGAUACCGAUAUGGUCCUCCUUCUCGAUAAUGGCCUUGUACUAGAAUAUGACUCCCCAGCCAAAUUGUUAGAGAACCAAUCCUCAUCAUUUGCAAAACUUGUUGAGGAGUAUACUCGAAGAUGUAGUUCUCAGUUUCUAAGAGGUUAAAUAAAUGAGUUUUGAAUGUCCAAAUGUGGGUAGGCUUCAUCAAACUUAGGUUCAUUACAAUUUUGACAAAUUUUGUUGGGAGAAGAUAGUGGAAUAGAUAUUGAGGCUACUUGUAAUCUUUUUCUUUAUACAUGUCUAACAACUUUGGGAGAAGAUUUAGUAGUCCA